Molecule: messenger RNA, 4906 nt
Organism: Diabrotica virgifera virgifera (western corn rootworm)
Lineage: Eukaryota; Metazoa; Arthropoda; Insecta; Coleoptera; Chrysomelidae
Gene: ftz-f1
Product: nuclear hormone receptor FTZ-F1
Exons: 7
Coding region: 615-2309 (564 amino acids)
Biological process (GO): tissue development; regulation of transcription by RNA polymerase II; hormone-mediated signaling pathway
Cellular component (GO): RNA polymerase II transcription regulator complex
Molecular function (GO): nuclear receptor activity; RNA polymerase II cis-regulatory region sequence-specific DNA binding; zinc ion binding
Source: RefSeq, a predicted model, not a curated record
UUUGUGUAAUUAUUGGUUGGCGCCUAAAUUCAAAUUUUGAGAACGCUUGCGCGCUGCUUCUCCUCGUGCUAUAUGGAAUGCAAAGUAUUUUUUCCAAAUUGUAGCAUUAAAGCGAAUAGUAAAUGAAUAAAACAUACAUCUUUAGGCAUUAUAAAUACAACCUGAAUUCGAAUACCAGUUAUGUAAUACGAAUAGACGCAACAGAAUGAAUAAACAACUUUGACCUACUUAAUAUCGAGAAAGUCUACGGAGCAUUGUAUUUAAUGAAAAAGUAAAUUAAAAGGCAUUUGAGCCGGAUAAAUUGUUAUUAAAAAUCGUAAAAGGAUUUAUUUGAUAUAUUAGAUACGUUUAGAGGAUGAAAAUGCGAAUGAACAAUUUCAGGUUAUGUAAGCAGCAGUACGCUUGACCAGUGCAGUCAUGUCUGUCUGUCUGAAUGCAAAGUGUAAGGGAAGUGGCCUAGAGACCUACAUUUAUACACGGUUCGAUUUUACAUCAUUGUGAGAAAUAGAUAUUUGUGAAACCUUGGCGCGAAUUUGAAGGUCGAGAUUUCUUUGGACCUUGAGGCGUGGUGAAUUAGUUUAUCAAUUCGGGAUAAGUGCGUAAUUGAAUAAACAAUGCAUGAAGAAACGUCGGGUAUGAGCGUUCCCAGCUCUGUUGCCGUAUCUACCGUACAAGUACAAAAUGAAAACGGCACGUCCACUACGGUUUCCGUGGUCAAUGCCGAUGCCGAGGUGGAAUUGGAAGUUGUAACAGACAAUGACAACGUAGAUUUGCAAGUGCCUUUCUCCACUAAUUCAGGAGGAGUCAACACGCUGUCUGGGAUCGACAUGGGCCCAAGCUAUCAGAUAGCCGGCUCCGCCACUUCUCUCACCGGUGUUGGAGACAUUUCAGACACCAAAGACGGAAUUGAGGAACUGUGUCCAGUGUGCGGGGAUAAAGUUUCGGGGUACCACUACGGCUUGCUUACCUGUGAAUCUUGUAAAGGAUUUUUCAAACGAACCGUGCAAAAUAAGAAAGUUUACACGUGCGUCGCUGAAAGGAGUUGUCAUAUUGACAAAACCCAGAGGAAGAGGUGCCCUUUUUGCCGGUUUCAAAAAUGUCUGGAAGUUGGGAUGAAGCUAGAAGCUGUUCGAGCAGACAGGAUGAGGGGCGGAAGAAAUAAAUUCGGACCCAUGUACAAGAGGGAUCGGGCCAGAAAGCUGCAGAUAAUGCGGCAGCGGCAGUUGGCGGCUCAAACGUUGAGGGGCGGAUUAGGGCCCGAUAUGUAUUCCGGACAACCGGGCACUUCGCCUUUCGCCAACAUCCACAUCAAACAAGAAAUACAAAUACCUCAAGUGUCCUCCCUUACCUCAUCGCCAGAUUCGUCGCCCAGUCCCAUAGCAGUAGCUUUAGGCCAGGUGAACUCCUCGUUGGUGCAGCCCACGUCCAAUCAGCAGCCCGCUCUCCAGAUCGUCGGCGUUCCUGGAGGUCACUCGUCGAUGGUCAUGGGCCCGGAUAACAAACUCUGGGCCCAAGCGAACUCCACCACCACAUCACCCCUUAGUCCCAAAGUGUUCCAAUUCGAGACUGUCGUACCGGGCAGCAGUGUACCGCCUUCGAGUAAAGUGUCGCCGCUCAUUAGGGAUUUCGUUGCCGCCGUUGACGAUCGCGAAUGGCAAAACUCUUUGUACACUCUUUUACAAAACCAGACGUACAAUCAGUGUGAAGUGGACUUAUUUGAACUAAUGUGUAAAGUUUUGGACCAAAAUCUCUUUUCUCAAGUCGAUUGGGCGAGGAAUUCGAUAUUCUUUAAAGAUCUCAAGGUGGACGAUCAAAUGAAACUUCUGCAGCAUUCAUGGUCGGAUAUGUUGGUGCUGGAUCACAUACACCAGCGCACGCACAAUAACCUACCCGACGAAACCACCCUCCACAACGGCCAGAAAUUUGACCUCCUCAAUUUGGGAUUGCUGGGAGUCCCGAGUCUGGCCGAUCAUUUUAAUGACAUCACUGUCAAAUUGCAAGAGUUGAAAUUUGACAUCAGUGACUAUAUCUGUAUAAAGUUUAUGCUUCUACUUAAUCCAGAUGUUCGAGGGAUUACCAAUAGGAAACACGUCCAAGAGGGAUAUGAACAAGUCCAACAAGCUUUACUCGAAUACACAGUUACAUGCUAUCCACAAGUACAGGAUAAAUUCAACAAGAUGCAACAACUGUUACCGGAAAUCCACAGCUUAGCGGCGCGAGGCGAAGAACAUCUCUACCACAAACACUGCAGUGGCAGCGCUCCGACGCAAACCCUCCUCAUGGAGAUGCUCCACGCCAAGAGGAAAUAACGGCCGCCGUCCUCUCCCACCCCACGUUACCAUAUCUGUGUGCAAUACCGGCUUACACUCUGUACAUAGGUUACUGGAAAUCUCAUAAGGACUAGUAGAGAUAUAUUUUUGAACGGGGAAGGGAUGGCUUGGGAAGGUUUUUUUGUGUAGAUGAAUUGGGUUUAGUAUUAGAAUAUCCAUAUGGAUAUUCUUUACAAAAAUCAUUUUAAUCGAGACUAAAGAAACACGAUAUAUAAUCAUAAAUAAAAAAUAAAUGAAAUGAGAAGUUCCAUAUCCGUAAAUCUGAAAACCUCUCAUGGAACCAAUUUUUGGGUACAUCCUUAAUAUCUGUCUUUUAACAAUUUAUAAGGCAAGCAGACGACGAAUAAAGGAGACGAAAGGAACUCUAGAAUAUGCAGUCACAUUCCGUCCAUUCGCCUAGAAAAAAAUAGACAAUAGACAGUUUGGUUUCAUUUUGGUUCAGAGCUGAUCAGGUAGCUCCACUAAUGAGGUCUGGGGAGACUGAAACGUACGUAAGGGGAUGAUUGAUCAUUUCUGAACCGAAAUUAAACAUAAACUGUAUUUCAUUAAAAAAAAAAUAAACAAUUAAAAGUACCACUACAUCUGGUAUUAGUUUACAACUGACGUUUAUAAUAAUUGUAGACUAUCUGAGAUCAACUACAGCGUCAUGAACUCGGCAUGAAUCGUGGUAUGUAUAUGAAGAUAAAGAUAAACACUAAACAUUAAAUUUGGACCAGUUUUCUGGAACAUUACUGGUACAGUUUGGUUUUGAUAUUAAAUCGAAUUGAUCUACACAAAAAAUGACCCUUAGACUGUUCUCGGUUCCCUUUUUGUGUGUUUUCAUAUCUGUUUCUAUUAGUCCGAACUAUUAUUGUUGACAUUGAUGCCUUUUUGAAGUACAAAGAGCAAACCACAUAUUUUUCUAAUAAGCUAAACCUCAGACCACAGCGCCAGUCUCUCGAGCUUUUUCUUCGUUGUUUUUUUUUAUUUAUAUUAAUGUUGAAGUUUUGGAUUUUUUUAUAAAAUACAUUCCACGAGGAUGUGAUCCCAAGGGAUACAAGGGCAUCCUAUAAUUUUAGGCUAAGAAGUCUUAUAGCUUUUUUCGUUUCGAGUGUUCGAGGACGGUUGCGUGAGUGAGAGGAUGGAACGUGCACAGCACUAAAAAACGUGUUAAACGUAACAGCAGUACGUGUAGCUUAACUGUGGUGAUGGACUAACUACUUGGGACGGUGGGCAACCUUGUCCUGGAAACAAUUGGUAGCUAAAAUGGUGUCUGAUUAAUAUACCCGGGCUCAACCAUUACGAUUUUGGUACAAACGAGUUUUCAGUUCCUAAUUUGAGCCGUCUUCAUGACUUGGAACUACGUCUCAGUUUACAUCAUCAACACUUCUCAUUAAAACAUGCUGUUGGUGAUUUGAACUCGGAAGAUGACUCCAAAAUGGAAGUUGAAAUCUCGUCGCGGUGUAAAAGCUAUCGAUCGUUUAAAGGCGGGAUAAUUCUUUAAAGAAAAGCUUACCGUCCAGGUAAAACUAACAGCUCUGUAAUAUUACGUGUAAUUAUUAGAGUAAAAAUUUAUUAUUAGAUAUUAAGUUAAACUUUAUUAUAUAUUAUGUUAUAUAUAUUAUGAAUGUUAAUAUUGAUUAAUUGAGGAGGUAAGAGCUGGUACUGUGGUCUAAUUUUGUGUUGUUAUUAUCAAAUGGUGUAAGAGGAAUGACAAUGUAAAUACAAAUACCAGUUAUUUCACAUAAUACAGCCACCUUGUUAGUUGUUAUCUAUUGUGUUACUUUGUAUAUUUUUUUAUUGAUAAAUACAGUAAUCAGUGUUGAUGUGAAUAUAUUUCUCUGCGGCACCUUCGAUUAAAAAAAGACAGGGAAUUUAAAGUGUCAUACAUUUCUAACAGUUCUUUGGUAUCCAGAAAAGGCAAAAAUGGAAAUCCCCGGAUGACUUGGUUUAAAGAUACUGAACAAUUAAGAUGAAGAUAUUAGUAAGAGAACACAAACCAAUUUGAAAGAAGAGAAAUUCUUUUUGUAUCUAUCUUUCUAGCUUUCAGAUGGACUGUAGCACCUGCUAUCGAGAAAUUUUUGGAAUAGGCCCUGCUUUAACGGUUAAGUGAUUUACUUAAACCCCACCAAGCCACUCAUGCCAGCUCGCUGGAUCACUUCAGAUGUUCAUAAGAAAUUCGAUGUCCUCAACCAUUUCUGUUAUUCCCAACCACAUAUACUCUGUUUUUGACCUGCUAUCUUUAAGUUUUCUCUCUUCUAUAGCCCUUCUCCAUUCCUCUAACUUCUCCAACAGUUGCUACCUUAAAAUACUAGUUUUCACGAACUAGUAUUGUUUUUUCUGUGGUAGCCUUGAGCAAUUUUUCAAUUACUUCUGUAUUUACUCGUGCACAACAUAUAUCAAUCCCUCUAGUAGCAUACACAGAGCUCAUUUGUCAGAAUAAAGGUGACCAGUUAUAGACGGAGAGGCAGCGCUGAGAAAUCUCUUUGAAUUUACUAAAGCUAAAUUUUUCACAGUUGAUUACUGUGAUUGUGUAGAGAAACAUACUGCGGUCGGUCAAGCGAAACGUAGAACAGGGGUUACUGAGAGGGUAUCAA